Messenger RNA from Serinus canaria (Common canary), 655 nucleotides. It is a transcript of the gene EIF1, whose product is annotated as eukaryotic translation initiation factor 1. The record is from RefSeq and is a predicted model, not a curated record. NCBI's taxonomy places the organism in Eukaryota, Metazoa, Chordata, Aves, Passeriformes, Fringillidae. Bases 138 to 479 code for a protein of 113 amino acids. Gene Ontology annotation, cellular component: eukaryotic 43S preinitiation complex. Gene Ontology annotation, molecular function: RNA binding; translation initiation factor activity; ribosomal small subunit binding. The transcript has 4 exons. Gene Ontology annotation, biological process: translational initiation.
CGGCGGCAGUCCCGCCCCCCUGACACUGCCUCGAGCCGCCGCCGCGAGAGCAUCCUCCGCCCAGAGCCGCUCCCGCCGCCAGAGCCGCCCCCGUCGCCGCCGCCGCCGCCUCCGCCGAGGGAAGGGAAGCGUAUCGUAUGUCCGCUAUCCAGAACCUCCAGCCCUUCGACCCCUUUGCGGAUGCAAGUAAGGGUGAUGACCUGCUCCCGGCCGGCACUGAGGACUACAUCCAUAUAAGGAUCCAGCAGCGAAACGGCAGGAAGACCCUCACCACAGUCCAGGGCAUCGCGGAUGACUACGAUAAAAAGAAACUGGUGAAGGCCUUCAAGAAGAAAUUUGCCUGCAAUGGUACUGUAAUUGAGCACCCCGAGUAUGGAGAAGUGAUUCAGUUGCAGGGUGACCAGCGCAAGAACAUCUGCCAGUUCCUUGUGGAGAUUGGACUGGCUAAAGACGACCAGCUGAAAGUCCAUGGGUUUUAAGUGCCUGUGGGCCACUGGAGCUUUAUGCAAGAAGAUAUCCUUACCAUGAAAUUCCCACCUGUCCCUUGUCAUAAGUUUAAAACCAGCCGGUUUGUGUAAUGUAACGAUCUUGGGUCCACUGUUGAGUCUGGACUGUUGUAAUUGGUGAUGUAAUAAACUGACACGAGCCCAUGCUA